AUGGCGCAAAGUCUGCAAAAGGUCGCGAUCUACAAGGAGCGCACGAUUGUUUGUCGAUACUCUGGGCGACCGGUGGGUGUGGCGGAGCGUAUCGAAGAGCUGCAGCUGCGUCCGUUUGUCGUGCGGGAUAUCAGCCAGGUGGCAGACAAGGCCAAGAUUCCGUUUAUCGAUACGGUGAUUGUGGAUUCGCUCGAGGUGGUGAGUCGUCGGUUUUGUCGCGUUUGGGUUGAGCGAGGUGUUGAUUGGGUUGUUUAUGCCCCGACUGAACCUGACGUGGUGUCUCGAAAACUUAUCUCGGGUCAUGUUGCGACCCCGUCUUCGCUCGACGAUCUUGCCGAGGCGCUCGCAAAGGGACUGGAAGCCAACGCAUCUCAGCCCGAGGUUACGCCCAGCGACGUUGCGUACGACAUUCUACUGGCCGAAGACAAUGUUGUCAACCAACGUGUGGCCGUCAAGAUUCUCGAAAAGUUUGGUCACACGGUUCAGAUUGCCGAGAAUGGACAGUUUGCGGUCGACGCUGUCAAGGCUCGAUACGAACAAGAGAAGAUGUUUGAUGUCAUUCUUAUGGACGUGUCUAUGCCGUUCAUGGGUGGAAUGGAGGCAACAGAAAUUAUUCGCGCGUUUGAGAAGGAAAAGGGCAUCCGCCGCACGCCUAUUAUCGCUCUCACAGCGCACGCGAUGAUUGGUGAUCGUGAGCGCUGUAUCCAGGCUGGCAUGGAUGAACACGUUACGAAACCGUUGAGGAGAACCGAUCUCGUGAGCGCGAUCAAACGCCUCGUAACACCCCACGGUGCCCCCACUAAACCCGUGCAUUUACCUCAUCGCUAUCUCUUUGCUGUCUGUGGAUCACUUUUGCUGUUUGUUUAUGAAUUUCCGAGUCUUUAUAUUUGUUACCAUUAUCUCCAAGUUUGUUGUCAAUUUGCACUCUUUACGCCCGGCUGA
Messenger RNA from Rhizoctonia solani, 942 nucleotides. Its product is annotated as response regulator receiver. NCBI's taxonomy places the organism in Eukaryota, Fungi, Basidiomycota, Agaricomycetes, Cantharellales, Ceratobasidiaceae. Bases 1 to 942 code for a protein of 313 amino acids. The transcript is spliced from 5 exons. The record is from RefSeq and is a predicted model, not a curated record. Gene Ontology annotation, molecular function: protein histidine kinase activity. Gene Ontology annotation, biological process: phosphorelay signal transduction system; cellular hyperosmotic response.